Molecule: messenger RNA, 4902 nt
Organism: Pelobates fuscus (common spadefoot toad)
Lineage: Eukaryota; Metazoa; Chordata; Amphibia; Anura; Pelobatidae
Gene: SASH1
Product: SAM and SH3 domain containing 1
Exons: 20
Coding region: 320-4264 (1314 amino acids)
Molecular function (GO): protein binding
Source: RefSeq, a predicted model, not a curated record
AGAUCCAAGCAGGAAAGUUUCUAUGAGUAUGCCAGCUGUGCAGUUUGGUAGCUCAGAGGAACUCCGAAGUGGCACACAGGGGGGCGAACUAUGCUAUCUGGGCAGCAUGAUCUGGAUUUGGAAUACAGUAGUUUAAGAUUAUUUCUGAACACUCUAGAGAGUUCCAUUUCUUCAGGAGAGAACAUCAGUCAUCAUUGAAGUGAAUAUGGCAUGGUGAAUGAAGUCAAUGUGAAUCUGUCCAUAGAGCUGGUGACAGAUCCUGCUGGCUGAGCCUAUUUAUUUCUUCACACAACAAGGCUCUCCGGCUGCAGCUUGAGCCAUGGAGGGCGAACUGGGCGAUCAAGCAGCCUGCCCUGACAUACAAGCUGAGGAGGAGGAGGGUACCAAGCCUGAUGUCUUCUCCCAGCUCUGGACAGAUGUCAUGGGAAUGUUGGAUGGUUCAUUGGGGAACAUAGACGACCUUGCUGAGCAGUACGCCGAUUAUUAUAACACCUGCUUUACCGACGUGUGUGAAAGGAUGGAGGAAUUACGCAAGCGGCAAGUUUCUCAAGAGCUUGAAACGGAGAAAUGUGAUGCCGGCUCCACGUCAUUACAGCUGCAAUCAGAAACUGAAGAAUCACUGGGAUUUUGCAGUGCAGUGUCUACUCCAGAAAUCGAACGAAAGCUUUCUCUUCAUAAAUCAAGCUCAGAAGAAGGCUCAGUAGGAAAAAUUGACUGGAAAAAGAAAAACAAAUAUUUUUGGCAAAAUUUCCGCAAGAGUCAGAAAGGAAUGAGGCAGACUGCUAGAGGUGAAGAUGUUGGAUACUUGGCCAGCGAGAUUACAAUGAGUGAUGAAGAACGGAUUCAACUGAUGAUGAUGGUGAAAGAGAAAAUGAUUACCAUAGAAGAAGCUCUUGCCAGGCUGAAAGAGUAUGAGUCACAGAAUAAGACACCAGGUCCCCAGGACUCAGCAGAUUGGGCUGACGGAUCAUAUCCAGCCUGUGACGAGUCUUCCAAUUGUAAUUCAAGAGAGCAGUCUGAAGAUGAAUCUGAGGAGUCUGUAAAGUUCAAACGGCUGCACAAGCUGGUGAAUUCCACGCGUCGUGUUAGAAAGAAACUUAUUAGGGCAGAAGAAAUGAAAAAACCCAGUUCUGAAGGUAAUGAAGAUCACGCAGUUCCUCCUAUAGUAGAUGAUAAAUGUGCACUUUAUUCUGGAGUCAAUAAGAAGCCAUUGCGUAGAGAUAAUUCACUGGAAAAAAAGCCAGAAGAUUGUUCAUUUUCUGUGUCUCCUUCUUCUGGAAACUUUGACACGUUGAGUGUAAAUAGAAAAUUAGUAAAGACUUUAAGUAAAUCUGACAGCCGGGGCCUAAUCAAACCCCCCAAGAAAAUUGGCACAUUUUUUUCUUAUGCUGAAGAUGACAAGUCUCAAAAGGUAUCCCGCUCUAUGACAGAACGUGAAAUGAAAAAAGGCCUUGGUUCCCUAAGUCAUGGGGUAAGUACAGAUAGUGUUUGCUUUUAUGACAAAAAUAGGCACAAGCAUCAUCUUUUGGUUUCCCUAGAAGAGGUACAAAAUAUAAGGAAACAGAUAAGACUGAAGAAAAUUGAUUCUAACUACUCAUGUGCCAGAGCUUUUCUCUGUCAGCGUCCAGCCAGGAAAGCAACAUCAUCUCCAACCUGUGACCAGCAAACAUUCCGCCAAAGGUCCAAAGGUGGUGGCUGUGUCUUUCCCAACAGGAGGCCACGAGGUCGCACAGUCAGUGAAUUUAACAUAACCUACGUAGUGGAGAGGAGCUUGUACAGCCAUUUGAACUUAACCCAUCUUGUGCGACCUGUCAGUGACAGGACUCUUAGCAAAGCAGAAAAACGAUGUCUGCUGGAAGAGGAGGAGGAGGCUGAGCGGAAAUGGGCUGCGACAAUGGACCGUUGUACUAAAAGGGUUCUCUUGAGAAUCCAUCAAAAGUCUAGGACCUGCAGCUUUGGUGGAUUUGACCUGUCUAAUCGUUCUUUACAUGUCGGUAACAGCGAAGAUCAAUUGGAAAAGGAGGGAGAGUUCAUCUACAAAGAAGUAAUUAAAUCUCCCAGCACACCACGCAUCUCACUUGGUAAAAAAGUGAAAUCAGUUAAAGAAACGAUGAGGAAAAGGAUGUCUAAAAAAUAUUCAAGUUCUGUGUCAGAGCAGGACUCAAGCAUUGAUGGAAUUCCUGGCUCCCCAGAGUCUCCUCUGCCCCCUAUGAACACGCUUGAGAAACCUAAGCUGAAGGCUGGAGGUUCUGUAGAAAGUCUUAGGAGCUCACUGAGUGGACAGAGUUCAAUGAGUGGACAAACAGUCAGUACAACAGAUUCAUCAGCUAGCAACAGAGAAAGUGUCAAAUCGGAAGAUGGAGAUGAUGAGGAACCUCCAUACCGAGGACCUUUCUGUGGCAGGGCAAGAGUCCACACAGAUUUCACCCCCAGCCCCUACGACUCGGAUUCCCUGAAACUUAAGAAAGGAGACAUCAUUGAAAUUAUAAGUAAGCCACCAAUGGGAACAUGGAUGGGACUUCUAAAUAAUAAAGUUGGAACCUUCAAAUUCAUUUAUGUGGAUGUAAUAAAUGAAAUUGAAGAAAAGCCAAAGCGACAAACAAGAAGGCGGCGCAAAGGAAGACCCCCAAAGCCUAAAUCCGUAGAGGAACUUUUAGAUCGCAUCAAUUUAAAGGAGCAUAUGCCAACUUUUCUCUUUAAUGGUUAUGAGGAUCUUGAUACGUUUAAACUUCUUGAGGACGAAGAUUUGGAUGAACUGAACAUACAAAACCCAGCACAUAAAGCUGUUCUUCUCACUGCUAUUGAGUUAUUGCAGGAAUAUGACAGUAAUAGUGAUCACUCAGGGUCACAAGAAAAACUGCUUACAGAAGGAGAAAGUACAAGUGGAUGUUCACCAAGGGACUCAGGAUGUUACGAGGGCAGUGAGAACUUAGAAAAUGGCAAAAGUCAGAAGACCUCACCCAUCUCACCCGAAUCUACUUCAAACAACAAUAAAAAUCGGGUUAUUGAUUUUCCAGUGCUUCCUGUGAGUGGCCCAGAAGAAUCUGCCAAUGCAGAAGAAAGAGAAAAGGUUGGGAAACUUAAUAUUUCAGCAACAAAGCCUAUAGAUUUCUCUGGCUCUAAAAAGAACCGGAUGAGUUUACCAAGUCCAGUUUGUAGAAGUUGUGAGCCAGAUGGAACCAAAUGUAUACAAAUAUGGCCAAGGUCUCAUUCAAUGGACAAUCUCCAAGGGGAAGGUAAUGGCAUUGGUAAAAAUCUAUCUGUUUUUACACCAGAUGAAGAAAAAGAAUCAAGUGAAAAAUGUAGUAUGAAGAAAGUGGAAGCAGUACAUGACAGACUAUGCUGUAAUGUAGACAAUAUGGCUGAGUUCAGUGACCUUUCUAUUGAUCCUGUACGAGGCACAAGGACAUCACAAUCUGAGAAGGUUAGUGUGGGUUUUGGCUCACUUGAAACUUCACUUGCACCUUUGGAUCCAGUUAGGAUACAGACCAAAAACUCAUCACAGCCUCCACCAGUCCCGGCCAAAAAAUCCAGAGAACGAUUUGCUAAUGGUCUGCAUCACCCUUCUCUUACUACCAGUAUUUCAAAUUCAGAAGAUUCUUCUCAAGUUGUAAAAGCAGUUCCCUUGAGUCCAAGUGAUUUAUCUGCUCUUUCCACUACUGCACAGGAGGGCAGUACUUCAGUCACUCAACGACCAUCUUGGUUACCCAGUGUAUCAGAAGAGUCUAGCGUCCCACAUCAUGCUAUAAAACUGGGUCCUGUGUCAGCAAGAAAGAUUGCAUGUUCCAGGGGAAUGGAUCAGGAUGAAUUGAUAGAAAACAAAUUGCAGUCUGAAGAGAUUGAUCUUACUGAGGAACCGUAUUCAGAUAAACAUGGCCGUUGUGGAAUUCCUGGAGCAUUGGUGGAACGCUAUGCGGAAGAAUUGGGUCAGCUUGUAAAGGAUGUAGCAGAUACCAUGGACCAAAUUCGUGUUAGGCAUCUGCGAAAAAUGCACCGUAUGGCUAUACCAAGUGGAGGCCUCACGGAAAUUUGUAGAAAAUCUGUUUCUCCUGGACAUAUCUCAUCUGUCACAGAUUGGCUUGUUUCUAUCGGGCUCCCUAUGUAUGGCCAGGUACUAACAGAAGCAGGAUUCACUACUCUAAGUAAAGUGCCUACUCUCUCACAGACCCACCUGCAAGGAGCUGAAAUAAAGGACGAAAGACAUAUAGCCAAGCUCCUACGUGCAGCAGGACUUAUUAAAACCAUCAGUCCAGAAGCAGUUUAAAAUGUGGUUGCAUCAUGAGACCUGUUUUCACUGUCAGAUUUCACAGUUUUGAUGUAAAGGUCAUAUUUCUGGGAGUAGAUUUUCAGAUGACACAGAAACAUAUCUGUGAGCCCUCAAUACAUCAACUGACUGGUAGCAGAUUUAUAAAAGAUGUACUUGCUUGAUACGAUGGCAGAGUUUGGCCGGUUUUGUGCCAUUAAGACCUACAUAUCUAUGGAAAAAUGUUUACGCUGUUUGCCGUAAUCCGCACAAUUCCAGGCCAGAGGACAUUUAGCAGGCCAAAGUGUUAGAAAGGAUCCUGACUUUGAAUAUUAUGGUGUAACUAAUACAGUUGUUCUAUUCCAUAUUAAUGGUGAGUCAAUGUUGUGGCUUCUCCAUGGUAACCAACUUAUUUUGCCUUAAUUAUUCUUUCUAGUAGCUGUCACACUAGUGUUUAAUUGCUGAUUAACCACGAUCAAAAUACCCAAUUCUCAUUCAGGAUUUUAUUACAAAAAGGUCAUUCUUUCAACUGCCAACAAAAUGCAACGCAUUGGUGCUGUAAGUGUUGAAUACUACUUUAGCAUUUAAAUGGCUAAGCUGUGCAUCUGGACACAUGUUUAAUGGCAUUGUAUUGGAGGACAACAUUCUCAAUGUACUCC